AUGCUUGUCGCGAGUGGAGCUGAUGUCGAUGUUUACACAAAGAAAAAUGAAACCCCUCUGCUUCUUGCUCAAUCAGCGCAUAUGUGGGAUACUGUCCGUAAAUUGGUACAGUUGGGGGCAUCAUUUGAUGAUAGAACUGAGGCCAUUUUGAUUCAAUCUGCUCAAAAAAGUUGCCCACCCAACGAUAUUAAUUCCAAACGGAAAAAGUUUUCGGAGAAUUCCUCAUCAAAAUUUGACCACAAAAACUUCAACGAAGCCACCAUUGGUGCACAAAUGGCACAAAUGUCGAUAUCCAGUUCCAGCGGUCUCGUUGACUUGCAUACUAGUUCACUUAUCAAACUGCUACAAUUUCAAGGCUGCGGCUAUGACUUUGAUCUUUCGCGACAAAAAUGGGAGCUCACAUCACAAAUGCAGAGUCUUCCUCCCCCAUUUCCCAGUCGCCAUUAUAACAGAUUUAAUCAGCUUGUAAAAAGGAUAAUUAGUGCCAACUUAUCGCAAAGAUUUCGUAUAUCUUCGGCAAAACAGUUGAUUGAAUUGCUUGAUUCGUUGGAAUUAUCUUCAUCAAAAUCUACAAGGAUUAACAAGCGUGGCGCUCCCGCUAAUGGAUUUCGGUCCGUUGAGACUCAUUUGCGUGUUUUGGAAAUUACCGUCUGUGAAAAGCACUGUCCGGUCCGGUUGAUUUCUCUGAUUGGGGAUAUUUGCAUUCAUUUAGUUGUUUUUUAUGGACUGUACAAAUUGGAAGACGUCAAAUUGGAGUCGGAUACGGAAUUAUCCUGCAGUCAAGCAGAGUCGUCUCAUCUAAGUGGCAGCUCCAAUGAAUUGAAAGUAGCCUACGUUGCUAGAAUGCUACGAAGCCUGUCUUGCAACACAUCUUCACAGUAUCGAUCUGGCAUACUUUCCUUUAUUAGUCGUAUUCUGUCUAGCUGCAGUUCAUCUACUGGGUGCCAUCAAAAUACAGUUUGCGAUGUACGCGUUUGUCAGAUAACUGCUAAUUUAAUAUCUGAUCUUGUUUCGUUAACGGAUUCACUUGAUCAGGCUGGGAAUGUUUCACGUCUUGCCCGUUUCAUAUCAUUGGUGGGUGCUUAUAAUCAGCUGGAAUUCAGCAAGAGAUUUUCAGACUUGGCAGACAUUCUUAUUGGGUGGUGUGUAGAUGCAUCGAGUGGUUAUCGUGGUGUCGCUGUCGGCACACUUUUGUCCGAACUUUCUUGCAACCUGAGGCGAUGGUGGUUUGAUUUAUCAAGUCCAGACACCGGCCACUUACUCACGGAAUCCACCUGUGAUAUGCUUGGACAUCUGCUUGAGGAUGCCGACGUAUCUCUGCAAAAGGCUGUCAGUGAGUACCGUCAGAUCAGCUCAAGUUUUGUGCCUCGACGCAAUGCGCAAGCUCCCUUUGUUUCAACGGAAAUAUCGCAAAAACUCAUAGCGACCAAUCUCUACUUCGCUGUCUUGGCUGGCAUCUGUUUGGGAGUUAAAAAGUGCCUCUCAGAGUCACAUCAGUCUAGCUGCGUAAAGUUUGUCUCUCUUGACUUUUCUGGUUGGAACAAGCGGCUAUUGAAUAUUCUUCAUGGACUUGAGUUGAUGUCGCCUGCAGUCGCUCUCAGGUCGAAGCCGUCUUCAGCCUCACGAACUUACGUACCACCGACUUAUUGUCUUCCAUUGUUGACUUACGGCGAUAUAGUACAACAUGUGCACGCUAUUCUCCUCUUUACUGAAUCCACAAUGCCAGUUGAAGGCGAUCAAUUCGGACAGAAACUUGCAUGUACCAAACUGGCGAGUGGCAAAUGUUCGAUAGAUGUCGAAAAUGAUCUGCUUAUUCUUUUCAGCGCUUCGCUAUUUGCAACCAUCUGGAAGUCUGUAUCUAACGAACCUGAACGGGUAGCCCUUGCAAAUGCUGCCAAUGGCAGGUUAAUUCUUAUUCUUGCAGAUCUGCAUCGUCAGUUUGCCAUCUUUUCUAGAAUUUCUCAACGUAUUCGUCUCGCCUUUUGGACGAUACUGAUAUCAACAUUGAACUACGGGAUUGACCGCACCGCGGAAUGCGGCGGAGAUUUACUACUCGUCAUCCAGCAGUUGCUAUUGACAGCGUCAAACAAUUUACAGGAGCUGAUUUUAAGCAAACACCUACUUCAAACAAUAAGCGAUUCUUUGGCGAUUCAGCUUUCUCAUUCUUUCUGCACUUACUUGCUCCGUCUCCUGCAAAAUCCCUACUCUCCCGUUAGGGCAAAUGAUGGUUCAUAUUUUUGUGAAGCCGUUAGGCUCUUGAUUCGAGUGUGGAAGGGCAAGACAGCAUCUUCAGAGGUAUUAGAGCUCGCCUACCUGUGUGUAAGCCACCCACUUCCUCGCAUUCAGUCAUCUGGAGCCGACUUACUUCUACUUUUCGGUCCAUCGCUGGCCAAGUUUGAAUCCACUCGGGCUGCUAAUUUCAUGCUCCAUUGGUAUCUCAGCACAAGUCUCGAACUUUCUACCUCGCUUAUUACCUGUUCAUUAGUUAAUCCAGUGAGUUUUGGUGCAGCUAAGGAAAGUGGUAGCUUGUUGCGAGCACAAGGUGCGUUCCCAAGUCUGCCUGCAGCCGCUGGUGUGUUGGGCAUUCUCACUCGUGGUGCACCAUAUCUAUCUGAGGAGCGAACGAGUCGAUUGGAGCUUCUGACCAGCUCCUCUGAUUGGCUACGUCGUCUUGCUUGUUUGAUUUCACCCCUUCCGUCAGAUAGUAGCACCAAUUGGUAUGCAUCAGACACUUCUCCCUUGAGUUUAGUCUUCUUGUUCACCACUUGGUCUAUGGUCGACUACAAACUGAAGGUAGCUCCCUGGGCGAACCCAGUGAAAACAUUCCUCUCAAUCGAAGCCAUCAUUCACGCACUUUUAUCCAGCUUGACAAAACGAAUGGGUACCCAUUCACUGGUUCCGGAAUUGCAAUCUUUUCUUGGUGUUUCAAGUACUGUAGUAAUUCGACAAUCACUGGCGUGGCAGAUUAAUCAGUCAGCCCUUGUGAUUAAUUUUAUGCGUCUGCUGGAAAAAGCUACAACAAAUGCAGUGGAUGGAUUUGCUGUUGUUAUUCCACCCGUCCAUCCCACUGCACACGCCUUCUUCAAAGCGAAUUCAAUGACUUGUCAUCAGUGGUUCAAUCGUGUGCGGAUGCCUUUGGCCACUCUGGCUGUCUGGUUGGCUCCCCUCUCACUGGAAGGAUCUGAAGCGGCUGCAACAGUUAUUUGGAACGUCUACAGUCUCUUUCACCAGGUUCUUACAUCCGAUCCGCCGGAACUGCUGAACACUAUCUCGGUUUUCGGUAAUCCUGAGAAAAUCAUUCUCUGCGUCAUUCAAGCACUACAUCAUCUCGGCGCAGCUGAUGAACUUGCCCUUGUCUAUGCGUGUCUUGAGCGCAUUGCGGUGAAUUCGACCAAGUCAGGGGUGCAUCUCUAUAGCUGGGUGCAUGGUCUCGUUUGCAUACUGGGAGGGGGUUUGGAUGCGGGCUUGUCAUGUUUCUCUGCCUUUUUCGAAUCCUAUCCGCUUCCAUUGUCAUCUGAUUCAUUCGGUGCACUCUCUUAUGAAUUUGCACGGCGUCUCUUUACCGCUCUUCUCGUGCGUGUGGGUUACUCCGGCGAGGCUACUCUCCGGCUGUGUUGCAAGAAAGACCUCCCUGACAGGCCUGUGGCUUGCAAUAAUCAAGGUGAUACUCCAAUGGCAAAGCGUAAAAACCUUGCUAAUAAUGGCAAAAAGAAAGCGAUGGAUGAGCUGCCUCUUCGUUAUUCCGCCAUUGCUAAUCAGCGACUUCAAACUUUGCAAAAGCUUUCUACCUGGGACAAUGCUAUAUCCGCAUUGUCACCAUCUUCCAACUCUGUUGCCUCAAUACUCACGGAGCAAGAGGAUAAACUACUAUCUCUCGGCUCAGAUUCGGUUUCUGAGGUCAUAAAUGUUGUACGCCAAACCGCCAAUGCGGUUGUUUCUUUGGCCGACUUUGGCAACUACCAAGAUUGUCGCGAUAUUCCCCGCUUGGAGCCAGAGCCAUCUCUUCCAGCUCUGGCCCUUGAGGCCGACCUUCUUUUCAACCGACCCACGGCUCUCUCUGCUGUCGGUGAUAUCUGUAUUGGUACCUGGAGUAUGUUGACAAGAAAGAAUGGAAAUCUUUCAGUAUUCCUCGAUGCCUGUGAGCCUCUUCUCAUUCCUCAUAGCGAUGACUACUUACCGGUCGACUCCUCCAGGGGUGUCGCAUUGAAUUUGCUGAGGCAGCAGCUCACUGCUCUUGAUAUACAGGAGGAGAUAACAAACUAUAUCAAACUUGUUGACAUCGUCAAUUCGAGAGCGGACUUUUCAAGUUUAGACCGAAUGCGCCUAAUUCGCUACAUCGCAAAUCUUCUCUGGACGUCAGAUGGCGGUAACAACGAUCGAAUUGCUGCUAUGACUUGCUUGUCCCAAGGCCUUCUGCGUAAUGUAUUAGGCACCAAUACUUCGGAUCGUAUCGAGCACGCGAAACAAUGUUUACUCAACGUCUCAGUUGCUUUACAGUUAUUCAAGUUUCUGACUUAUGCCUCAUCCUCGACCCAGGCAGGAGAAAUCAGAACCAUGUGUCAGGAAGUCUUCUUCACUUGCGCUUCCGAAGCUGGCGUUUGUGAAGUUGAAAAUGCAUGUUCUUAUCUUUGUGUCUAUUUGAUUCUUCGAAAGAUGCGCUUUGAAGCCAUUGUGGUCACCCCUCAGGGGGAUGCACAGCGCCUGGUGCAGCAUUUACUUCAGUUUGGUCGCCUUGCGUCCUCUCCGUGGGUGGAUGGUGUUCCACUCGUUUCCCCUAGUGACGAAACCGAAGCGACUGUGGCCUCUUCACCCUCAGAACUCCAAAUGCGCCUCCUCAUGUUCGCCACUCACCUCUCACCAACCAAUGCCUCUGCUCUGGCUUGGCUCCAAAUGGCUCACUGGUGCUACGAGAGAGGUCAACACGAUGUCAAGCAGACCAAAACAGAGGCAAUGAGAGUCCUCGCAUGCCCUCAAUCAGAUUCAAUUACGACUACUUUAUUUGAUGCACUCACUCCAGAUGAAUGUGAAUCACUUUCUCAGCUUUUGCCAUCCAAUAUUAUUGAGAAGAAUAAAUCGGUCGAGGCCCGAAUUUUGGCCAAACUGUACACUUUUCUUAGUGACGAUGCUGACGAUUUCAGAUCGCACCACCAUUGUAUCGACGACCUCUCUGAUGCUGAUAUUCCAUUCGAUGAUCCAUUGAGGUGUCGGUUUGUCGAUCACCUAUCGAAUGGCACGAAUCUGACUGGCGAGACCCUUGCUUUGGAUGGUCCUCUAUUGUCGGGGUGCGCAUCACUUGCCUCGUUAUUGACUACUCGACUCUACACACUGCAAUCGUUCGCUGCUCAGGCCUACGUAACGUUUCUCUCUGUUGCUGGUCAGCAUAUAAACGAUAAUGUCAAUGCGUUAGAUGUUUCAAAGCCUUGUGAACGCAUUCAACCAAUCCAGUCAACGUUAGCCACUCUACGACUGUUGCAUUUACUCGAUGAACCAUGUCGGUUCUUGCGCAUCACGGUAAAGAACCUUGUGGUACAUGGCAGUUCCACCGACUCGGUCCUGCUCUCCCCACCAUCCCCACUCACCACCAUUCAUUCGGGACCGCUAGUGUGGACGGGGUGCCUCCCUCAGAUCCUGGAUCGUUUAGGGCACCCUGACCCCACAGUUCGCCGGUGCCUUUUGGAUCUCCUCAGUCGUCUUAUUCGUAUGACGAAUCGAGACUCUCCCAGUACCGAUCGAAUUCUAGCAAAUCGACUAGUCUUCCCUACAAUUGUCGGUAGCAAAGGAGUGGACUGUGCACAACUGGAUAUACGUACACGAAGCCAUGGUAAGCUAGUUUCGACGCUUUGUGACGCUGGCUAUGGAAUCAUGGUGGAACAGGUGGCCUCGUUUAUCGUGGAAAUGCGCCGCAUUGCGGUCCUUUGGGAGGAACUCUGGUCUGGUGUUCUCAUUCAGCAUGUUGACGAUUUGAACAGGAAGGCAUGUUGUACUGUUCUUACCGUGAAUGCACUUGAGCAAGUCAAAACUGCGACCACAACAGACGCUCCAAUGUCAUCUGCUAAAGUGGCCGAGUCUCCGAUUGAAUUAGGGGACGAUGCGGUCCGCCUAAAUAAUAUCCACAAACUGCGUUACGAAGCUCUUUUGGCACCUACCUUUUCUAUCUUCCAACAGCUUCGCACCCUGACCCUCGAUACUCCUGCCCAGACGAGUCACGAGGCUUGGUUUCAGAGCACCUUCAAGCAGCAUAUCGACGAAACAGUUGUAUCACUGAAAAAGUUCUGCAGUCCAUCAAUACCAAACUGGAAAACAUCGCCCGUUGUACCUCUGCAGCGACUACUCUCACGUUUCCAGACGCUCAAUCAGAAGACCAAAAAAGGUGAUGAUGAAAAGGCUCGCCAUCUGACUAUUUCAAGCCGAUUUCUGAGUCUGUUUCAAAUCUCGCCUAAUCUCUUUGCCCUCAAUGGAAGUCUGGAAAUCCCACUACCUGGUAGGGCUCACCUUCACCUCGCUCGUGUUGGAUCUAAAAUCAGCGUAUACCCAACGAAGACGCGUCCCAAGCGCGUGGUGUUUUGGACCGAGGAGGGUCAGUCCUUCCCCUACCUUCUCAAGUGCCUCGAGGAUCUGCGCCUGGACGCGCGCAUAAUGGGCCUCAUGCGACUGACUAACACUGCCUUCCGGUCUCGGUCUCGUGCGCGCGCUAUCGCCACAGCGCGCACGUACUCCGUAACUCCCAUUGGCCCAAAAGCAGGUCUGAUUCAGAUGGUGCAGGGCGCAAUCCCUAUUUUUACUCUCUACAAACGCUGGCAACAGAGGAAGGCAAUCGAUGCAGCUCCCUAUGGCAUAGUUUCUGAGUCCUUUAAAAUGGCGCUGCCGAAACCCUCUGAAUUAUUCUACAACAAAUUGAAAGAGUUUUUACCACCUCCUCUUACUUCAUCCAGCUCACGCUCGUCAUGGCCUAAGGACGUCCUUCUUAAGGUCUUCCAUACACUGGAAUCGGAGACACCGGCCGACUUAUUGACCCGUGAACUGUGGGCGGCAAGUCCGAACAUGUCUGCAUGGUGGCGAGCCUCGCAAACCUUUGCCUCUUCUCUCGGAAUCACGUCGGCUUUUGGCUACCUCAUCGGUCUUGGCGAUCGACAUUUGGACAACCUUCUAAUUGAUCUUACAACGGGGACACUCAUCCACAUCGACUUCAACGUCUGUUUUGAUGAGGGUCGUUCCUUGCGGGUACCUGAGCUAGUUCCCUUCCGCUUCACACGAAUCCUCCGACAUCCUCUGGGACCGCUGUGUGACCCCUCUUCUAUUAGCUCGGGUGGUGGGGGUACUUUCGGAGCUAAUUUUCUCGAAACCCUUAGUACUUGUGCAUCAAUUCAAGAACUCUUCCUUAUCCAACUGCAAAGUUUUGCAAUUGAUCCUCUCACCGAUUGGAUGCGAGCAACUGCUAAAGGGCCAGCCUGGAGCACUUUUGAUCUCACAUACUUUGCCGCAUAUCGGGGUGGAUGUUUAUCAACUUCCGCCGACACUUUAUCUUCCAGUGGCCGGGAGCCUUUUACAAAGAGACGACGUGUGUUUGAGAGGCUGCUUGUGGAAUUGCAGAGAUCUUCGGGGCUAUUGGCUGCCAGAUUCGCAGAACUCGUAGUUCCAAAUAGGGGAUUGUGUGAGCAUUUGUAUUCGGCCAUGAAUGUGCUUGAGAGCAAUCUUAGAGUUUGGGAAACCUACCGAGAAAAGCAAUUAAAGGUGGAAGAAUUUAAGCAGCAACUUGCCAUUCUGAAAGGUAACUCAAGCAAGGAGCUCGCAGGGUUCGAGUCGCGUUGGCGUGAUAUCGAACAGGCAAAGCAUCAGGUGUUGGAAGCAAAGAAAUGUCUGCUUGAUUUCGCAGAUAACAUGGAGUACGACAUUGGUAGCGCCCUACAUCUUCUAACUAAAUGGCUCGCUAAGGGCUCGGGAGUUUUCAGCCUCCCCGAGGAUGCCAAUAAGGAUCUUGCUAAGAUUAUUAAUGAUUACCAAGAUAUUGCCGGAGCAUACAUCGUGCCAAACGAUUCUUCACUUCAUUUUACCAUCGAAAAUACCCUAUGGUUCUCCACCAAACGCCAACUCAUCCACGCACUCAGGAAGGCUCUUGAUAAUUCCAUUUUCAAGAGCGAUAUCAAGUCAUCCUUCGCACAAUUCUUCCACCCUCCACGUUCUUUGCUCAAUAGAUCUGGAUACACACGUCUCCAGGGCGCACUGACGGAGGCUAAGACGCAUCUUAGUGCUCUGAAGUCGCAACAUUUCAUUCCAUCCUCGUCUGCUCUAAACGACUUCCCCUCUCUUCUUACUCAGAGCGAAGCCACUUUGACUACUUUCAUCAGUGAACAAGAUGCUGUGAUGAUUCUACCGGCUUUCAAGUGGGCAUUGAUAAAGAAUCUCGCUGCUAUGAUCCAUUCUACUCUUACAUUGGAACCUCUGGAGCACAUUGAUUUUCUCCAUCAACGGGUCAGUGCUGUUGCUUGCGCCUUCUCUGUUCUGGACCCUUCCGGGAAUUCAUCCGCAAUACCAUUCUGGGCUGGUCACGAGGCUGACGCUAACUGUGAACUGCAGUUUUUCCUCACCAUUUAUCAGUUGAUCACCAAAUUGGUUGAAUUACGUGACAAUUUAUGCAACCUUCUUUUGCCAAAACUGGAGGAUGCCAUUCAGGUUGCUUCUCGCGCAGAAUUAGAGCUUCUGGAUUGCCUCCAACAGGUGAUGCAUGACAGUGGAGAAGCUGAGGAAAUUCAGAACGAAGUGAAUCGUCUUCUAACCGAAAAUAAUAACGGUCCCUUGUCAGAAGUAUUUCUGGCAAUUCAUCUCGCCUUUUUGAACGCCACUUCGGAGAUGGAGGAGCUGUGUCGGAGAUUGAUUGAUUAUCCAAUCACUGCGGUAACAUGGGUGCAUGUAGAUGUAAUUUCUCGAGCAAUCGCCAAUCUCCAGAGCCGGUGUGCUGUCGAACAGGGCGCAACAAGUCUCUGGGGUUGGCGUCAUGCCACUGAACAAGGCGCUGUCACUACAUGGCUUAAUGAAGUGUACGCAGCUGGUAUGGCCUCCAGUCUAAAAGUCGCUAUCGAAAUCAGUCAACUAUGGACGGAUAUUCGAGAUGGAAAGGUCCAGCAUUCCAUACCCUCCAUUCCUUAUGUCACCAUUUUGGAAAGCCAAUUCUUCACUCAUUUGGCAGAUCGAUUGGCUCUUGUGAGUGAAUCAGUGCUGGCCUGUAGUCGUCUGCUUUUGUCCCUCUUAGAGGAAUCCGGCUUCACUGUUAGACAAGCGAUUUUCGAAAUUGAGCGUAUGGUGCCUUUGUCGCAUCUUCGAGGUCCACCAACUGUUUUCGUUGAUAGGAUGAUCCAUUCAGCAGAACUCUACUUCCUCAGUGUACAACCGCCCGAAGUGCAUGCACUGUCGGCCACAACAGGAUCUGUGUUAGCGAGCAUGUUCACCACAACCAGUUCUCAUAUGUACACAGCAGUUGCUGCGAAGCAAAUCGAUGCCCAUGAAGCACAUGUCAAGUUGAUUCAGAGGUUGAAACAGGUCUUUGAUUGGCUGCACGAUUCCAAGGAUGAGUCAGAAACAUCCCUCCGGCGCUUUUUGAAUCGUCUUGAAACGUCUAUAGCAAAAGUGAGGACAGAAAAUGAACAAUUGAAUGAUUCGACGAGGGAACUUUGUGAAUUGGGGGACGCCAUUUGUUCAGCUGAAUAUGAUCGCCUUCGCGAGUCAUCUUGCAUGGACGAAUUGCUUCCACUCUUUGCCGAUUACGAUUCUCGAUGCGAAGCGUACACUCGGUUUGGUGACGAGCUUACUGUUCUUGAUUCAAUCAUGCUCAAUAUGAAGAAGGAGUACGGUCUCACUUGGCCCGCAACUGAGUGGACCCAAGUUGACGUGCCCGGUCCAAGUGAAACGAAUAUGAGGCUUGUUGAUGCAAUAUCCACCCGCCUGGUUAAAGCUCAGAAGGCUUUGGAAGAAUCUGCCGAACGUCUGCACUCACUCACGUUGGCACUCACGACCACUGGCGCUGCCUCAACUACUUCCAAAUCGUUCGCCACCAGGAAGAAGAAAAGCAACUCCACCACGUCCCAAAAUCAAAAUUGUCAGGGGGAGAUCGCUGAAGUCGCAUUGAUUCGCCAGCUAUUUUGCGACUUUGAAAAAAAUUUCUUGUCGGAGAUGCGUCCAUACAUUAAGCAAUUACUUCGCCUCAGUCAGCUAUACAAUGAUGCCGAAUGUGAACGUAUUUGGUCUAGGUGGUUAGAAGAUCAGGACGCUUGGCUGGCGACGUCCGGUCGAUUGGUUCAAAACUUCUCUGACUUGCUCACUGACUUGGUCACCGAUUCAAAUGAAAGGGAAGAGGCAGUGUUCUCCUCCGUUAGGCUUAUUCUUCACGAUUCCUUGUAUCUGCGCAAUGAUCUUACACCUCUCCUUACGAAGCUUAUUGAAACAGGCAUUUGGGUUACCUUGAAAAAGUCGGAUUCUGCAACAAUUGUCGCAACUAUUCGAGAGUUGGGAUUUGGCGAGAAAAACCGAGAAACCGACGUUGAAUCCAAGUUAUCUGAUUCCGCUCUUUCUGAGGAUCGUAAAAUCGUUGCUUCUUCGAGCGAUACUCUGACUCAAGAACAGAUUUCGCCUGAGGCGAUUGAAGCGUUGCGACGACUCUGUCGUCGUCUGCAGGGCGUGGAUGAUCUGUUGACAAAGAAAUAUGACGCUCCGGUAAUGAGUCUCACAGAUCAGGCAGAUCUCUGUAUCCGCACGGCCAUGGACCCCAAGCACCUCUCGAUCAUGUUCGAGGGCUGGACUCCGUGGUGUAAUGUUGCGGCGCCUAUUCGGAUCUCGAAUCUGCGAAGGAAGCCGAUCCGUGUCUGCGCUGUCGCUCAUCGUAUCAAGCAGAAAAAUGAACUACGUCUGCUGUGUAAACUCCGCUCACACGCUCAACGUUCUCUGCAUAUCUUCCCUGUCCUCCAUGCCUGCGCUCCUCUCCCUUGUUUGGUUGAGAGGAAAAAGUACGGCUUUUCACCACCACCGUUGCUGCAUGUGUGUGUGCUGGCGCGGGCGUUCGUUUUUAGGAUUUCGGCGUUGUGUGGCGGGUGGGCGAUUAUGACGACGAUGAAGCCUCCAUGA
Molecule: messenger RNA, 11112 nt
Organism: Echinococcus granulosus
Lineage: Eukaryota; Metazoa; Platyhelminthes; Cestoda; Cyclophyllidea; Taeniidae
Product: Serine/threonine-protein kinase SMG1
Exons: 21
Coding region: 1-11112 (3703 amino acids)
Biological process (GO): nuclear-transcribed mRNA catabolic process, nonsense-mediated decay; negative regulation of macroautophagy; TOR signaling
Cellular component (GO): nucleus; TORC1 complex; TORC2 complex
Molecular function (GO): protein serine/threonine kinase activity; protein binding
Source: RefSeq, a predicted model, not a curated record